Molecule: messenger RNA, 2754 nt
Organism: Ostreobium quekettii
Lineage: Eukaryota; Viridiplantae; Chlorophyta; Ulvophyceae; Bryopsidales; Ostreobiaceae
Source: the annotation of a GenBank genome assembly
AUGUGUGGACUGCAAUAUUCCACCACUGAGCAAGCUCCGUUCUGCAGCAUACCACAUCCAUUGAGCUGGCCCCCUGUCAUGCAGACCCCUAAUGAGUUUAUACGAGCAGAGCCAUGGGCCCCAGAUGCAGUAAUGUUCCACACUGGUCAGGACACAGGACUUGCAAACGCCAUUGCCAGCUUCAUGUUCUCAGGCUCUGUUUCCACCAACUUCGCAAGCAGCAAAUUUGCACAGAUGACUGUGGAACAGGACACUUUUCGUGGGGAAGUUUUGACAGAACUAGGUUUUGCCUUUGGCGCAAGCUCGGAGUCUUCUCCCAGCCAUCAAGUGGACCCUGCGUUCGUUCCAAGAAAUGACCCAGACUCCAAUUUGUUCGUCCUUAACCAGAACUGCAGUGUGGUUCCAGACACCAGUGGCAUCGAUGCUGUUGUCAGUGGUGCCGUGUCCGAUUUCCCACUGUUGAGCUCCUUUGGCGGUGGGGCUGACGAGUUCAUAAACUCUUGCGUGAACACUCUAUUUGUCCUCAGUGAUGUAGAACGCAUCAACAGGCAUUUUUUCUGCAGCUUUGACGAGGCCAAGUGCAAUGCAUCUGUCGAGUUCAAUGAGAGGGUGAACAGGAGGCGUCUGCUUCAGGACACUGACGCCGUGGCUGAGUACAGCAACGCCUGGGAUUUUAAAGCCUCAGACAACGUCUCUGGCCUGGAAGUGGACAUAUGGUACAAAGACACAGACACUAUUGCAGGAAAUGAUGGGCUGCCAGACAUCCAGCGUGUUAAUCUGCCGAUGAACCUGGCAUCGAAUUCAUGGGUGAAAGCUGCCUUGGAUGGUUCAUAUUCAUCCCAGCUGCUGGCACUCGUGGAGUUUCCUUUGCAAGAAACCAAGUUGAGGCUGGAUUUGGCCUCGUUUCUGUCGGUUCUUUUGUUUACCUGGGUAAUUCAGCUCUUCCUGCCACUCAUGCUUGUGCAACUGGUGUAUGAAAAGGCGAAUCGGCUGCGCAUCAUAAUGAAAAUGCACGGUCUUGGAGAUGCUGCAUACUGGAUCGUGAACUAUGCAUACUACCUCCUUCUGUACAUUGUGUACAUUGGCAUAUUUGUUGCUGUAGGAUCUGCAGUGGACCUCGCCAUUUUCCGAUUGAAUGACUAUGGUGUCCAACUUCUUUUCUACUUCUUGUUUGGGAAUGUUCAAAUCGCCUUUUCUUUCCUUCUCAGCAGCUUCUUCCAAACGACCCUGACUGCGAUGGUUUUCUCGUUUUUGUGGGUCUUUGGCACUGGCUUAUUGGGCAACGUGCUGCUGGUGCGGCUGAUAGAAAGGGAUGUCUUUUAUGUUAAACUCAUCCAGCUGAUCCCAGCAUUUGGAGCUUACAGGGGAUGGUAUGAGUUGGGCCAGCACAGUUUCCGUGCAGCCUUCCGUAAUUCAGAUGGCUUGUCUUGGAGUUCCUUCACUGAUGAUAACAACGACAUGGAUUUCGUGAUGAUUUUGUUCGUUGCUGAGUGGCCGCUAUUCAUGAUUGCUGCCUGGUACAUUGAGCAGAUAUAUUCAACUGGCACAGGCGUCCAUCGACACCCUUUGUACUUCUUGGAUCGUCUCCGCAAACAGAAGAGCAAAGGAUUUAAGAACAAACAUGAUGACCCCAGAGGGUUGGAGCUCCAGGAGACAGCACUGAUCAGUGAUGCAAAACCUACUGUUGUUGAAAUGGGUGUCGACGAAGAAGAGGAAGAUGUUGCUGCAGAACGCAGGAGAGUGGAGAGUAUCCCAUUUGUUGGUGAUGACGAGAAUGCCAUUAUUAUCCGUGGGUUACGAAAGGUGUUUCCCUCUGCAGAGGGAAAUCCUCCAAAAGUGGCUGUCAAAGAUCUGUACAUGGCAGUGCGCAGAGGGGAGGUUGUUGGCUUGCUGGGUCCAAAUGGUGCAGGGAAAACAACUGCCAUUAACAUGUUGGUGGGUUUCAUGGAGCCGACGUCAGGAUCUGCUCUCAUAGAUGGCCUGGACAUCACCGAGUCCAUGGACUUGAUCUAUGACAGAAUGGGGGUAUGUCCCCAGCACAAUCUGUUGUGGGAUACGCUCACAGGCGCAGAGCACCUCUUGUUUUACGGCCGCCUGAAGGGCCUGAGCGGGCCUGCCUUGAAGAAAGCCGUCGCGAAUGCACUGAACUCUGUACACCUAUUUUCCGGCGAUGGAGACAGGCUCGUGCAGACGUACAGCGGAGGCAUGAAGCGUCGCCUCAGCGUCGCGAUCUCCCUCAUUGGCGAUCCCAAAGUGGUGUACCUUGACGAACCCAGCACGGGGCUGGAUCCUGCAUCACGUCGAAACCUGUGGGAUGCCGUGAAGCAGGCGAAGAAGAACAAGGCCAUCAUUCUGACGACGCACAGCAUGCAGGAAGCCGGGGUGCUGUGCGACCGGCUUGGGAUCUUCGUCAACGGGAGCUUGAUGGUCAUCGGCAAGCCCCAGCAGCUGACGUCUCGUUAUGGGGACUACUUGAUAUUCACCAUCACCACCGUUCCCGACGACAACGAAGCGAUGAAGGGACUUGUUUUUCAGCACUUAGCUGCAAAUGCUCAGCUAACGUACGAGGUUGGAGGAACCCUCAUAUACGAGGUUCCAACAGCCAGCACCAAGCCGAGCGAUGUCUUCACCUUCGUGGAAAAUGCCAAAUCUCAAAUUAAGGUGCUGGACUGGGCGGUCACGAACGCAACGCUGGAGGAAGUGUUCAUGAAGGUCGCCGCCAAGGCGGGCGCCACCUCGGACGUGCUCAAUUGA